AUGGGUCUCGUCAAGGUCAUUAAAAACAAGGCCUACUUCAAGCGCUACCAGGUUAAGCUGAGGCGUAGACGUGAGGGAAAGACUGACUACUACGCCAGAAAGCGACUCACUGUCCAGGACAAGAACAAGUACAACACACCAAAGUACCGUUUGAUCGUCCGUCUUACCAACAAGGACGUCGUCGCUCAGCUCGCCUAUUCCAAGAUUGAAGGAGUCUCUGUCGUCGCUUCAGCUUAUUCUCAUGAGCUCCCACGUUACGGACUCAAGGCUGGACUCACCAACUACGCCGCUGCCUACGCUACCGGACUUCUUCUUGCCCGCCGUCACUUGAAGGCUAUUGGACUCGACUCCACCUACAAGGGACACGAAGAGCUCACCGGAGAGGACUACAACGUCGAGGAGGAAGGAGACAGUGCUCCAUUCAAGGCUGUUCUUGAUCUCGGACUUGCUCGCACAACAUCUGUAUCCGAGAUCUUCGCCGCGUUGAAGAAAUUAGCUAAGGCAAGCGUCGUUCUCGUCAAGGUCAUUAAAAACAAGGCCUACUUCAAGCGCUACCAGGUUAAGCUGAGGCGUAGACGUGAGGGCAAGACUGACUACUACGCCAGAAAGCGACUCACUGUCCAGGACAAGAACAAGUACAACACACCAAAGUACCGUUUGAUCAUCCGUCUUAAAAACAGAGACGUCGUCUCUCAGCUUGCCAAUUCCAAAAUUGAAGGAGACGUUGUCGUCGCUUCGGCUUAUUCUCAUGAGCUCCCACGUCGCGAACUCAAAGCUGGACUCAUCAACUACGCCGCUGCCUACGCUACCGGACUUCUUUUUGCCCGCCGUCACUUGGAGGCUAUUGGACUCGACUCCACCUACAAGGGACGCGAGUUCACUCACGAAACUCCAUAUAACCGAGAAGCAAAGAUCUGGGAAAACAUCCAUGCUUCCGAGCGCAAUUUACCCGUUGUUGUUGGAUUCAUUUUCGUGGAGCCCGCGCAACUCCAAGUGACAAUCAAGUACUACAUCAAUGGAUCACUAACUCGUAGAUCUUUCGAGUUUAUUGUUUUCAGAGAAGAAACUUCUCUUGGCCUCAUGGGACGAUUGAAAUUAGUGGGUUUCAAUUUAUACCCGAAUCAAGAGACUGCUCUUUUCCUCCUCCCAGGAGAGCAUCUCAUUCCGGAAGAUUCGCACGUGAUGCCGUACAUCUCCACUGGAGGAAGUCUGUUGUUCGACGUCGCGCCGACCAUCUACUAA
Molecule: messenger RNA, 1242 nt
Organism: Caenorhabditis remanei
Lineage: Eukaryota; Metazoa; Nematoda; Chromadorea; Rhabditida; Rhabditidae
Exons: 7
Coding region: 1-1242 (413 amino acids)
Biological process (GO): translation; ribosomal large subunit assembly
Cellular component (GO): cytosolic large ribosomal subunit; ribosome
Molecular function (GO): structural constituent of ribosome; 5S rRNA binding
Source: RefSeq, a predicted model, not a curated record